AUGUUGCCUGUGUAUCAAUUUGUCAAUUGGGUAAGGGUUAUAAAACUGGCUUAUCUUGAUUUUUCCACCCCCUGGGUUGUGGUUCAGGAACGGAGAGAGCUGGAGACACUACUGGCAGAAGCCAAGGAACAUUGCAAAGAGAUGCAAUCUAAACUGAGUCGUAUCCAGACCUCCACUGACAGAGAGAUUUCCGGCCUUUGUAGGGAUCGAAACAUGGCAACUGAGAACGCACCUAGUCUGAAGUCGUCUGCCAUAGUAGUUGCCAUGAUUCCCAGCAUCAGACAGUGGACUUGGUACAUUCUCAACCGUUUGGCCAGAAUCGUAGUCGGAGUUCGUAGCUUGGUGCGACGAAUGGCAAAACUCACUGAUGAUGCCGAAUACGAUGCCGGCGAAACUUCUGAGAAUGUACCAAGUCCACUGUCUGAUGCUGGGAAUCAUGACAACUACUAUGGCAGACGACUUUAG
Messenger RNA from Protopolystoma xenopodis, 465 nucleotides. The record is from the annotation of a GenBank genome assembly. NCBI's taxonomy places the organism in Eukaryota, Metazoa, Platyhelminthes, Monogenea, Polystomatidea, Polystomatidae.